GUAACUUCCAAGUUGGAACCCGUCAAUCAUCAUCACAGCGGAGACAGCGGGCGAGCCCCACUUACUUAGGUCCGACAUGUACGGGCCCAUGAGGCCUCAAGGCCUCAUGAGCUUGAGGUUGUGUGAGAAUGUGUUCAUUUAGACGCCCCUGCCGGGCCGACCAGGAGAAGGAAGGGCAAACGGGUUGUUCAGGCCUGACACGCCAACCUUGGUAACGGAUGGGUACGAGACUACCUGAUUGUCACCUAUUGUGUUCAUAUUCUCGCUGACUGUCAGAAUCAGAUCUUUUGGGGGACGGCAUAAACAAGAGAUGCCGCUCAGACAGCCAGGAUUGGUAGAUGGUGAUUCCUUGACGUUCGUUCUUUGGAAUGGAAGUCCUCGCAACGUUGCGCAUCGCCGUCUCGGUUUCCUAUGCAGCCUCCGUUGGACGGGCGUACCCCAUAGAUGCAGAAGUCCCAAAUCGGCUGGUUUCCUGCAGGAACUUGAAUGCGAACAGUGUGUCCGAUACGUGUAUUCGGCCCCCAGACCUGCAGGACGUUGAGAACCAUCUACCCGAGUAUUUCCAUGACUCUAUAACUUCUGCUCUACAGUUGUCUCUUUCUUCAAAGCCGCAGGCUCUUACCACCAUGGGGAACGUAUUCGGCGUCAUUCGAUCGACCGUUGGACGUCGUUGGACGUAUAAAGACAGUAAAGCUGCUGCCAUGCCUGCUGCUGAUUCAAUGCCCCACCUUGUCCUAGUGUCCCAUGAAGGCGUUGGCCAUACGAGACCCUUCGCCGCUUUCGCCGCAAGAUUCGUUCAGACCAAGCCUGCGCACAUCACAUUCUUCACUACAAUCGGAUUCUACGACCGCGUUGUGACAGACGUCGCUAGAAACUUGGGCGAGGACGAAGCGACCUUAGGCCCCUUGAUUAGAAUUGUGGCACUCGAGCCAGGUGAGGUCGUCAAGCCAGAAGAUGCGUUCAUCGCUCCCAGGGCUUCCUUGACCAAGGCCUAUGGACGGCUGGUGAAAGAAGAGCCGAUUAUUUGUGCCCGCACGGGCAAGGAGUUGCCGCCCAUUGCCAGUCCAGAUGCUGCGGUCGUCGAUUGCAUUGGAUACCCAUCCCUGCAGGUGGUGCGAGAACUGAGCGUGAAGCCUGUCAAAGUCUUCUCCUGGAUGCCGUCUCAGCAGUCAUCCUUGGUGUAUCCGCUCGCGCCUGUUCGUUAUGGCGGCAGAGAAGAUGUUCGCCCUAAAAUUCGUGAAGAAGCUGCGAGGACCGGUCGGAAGAUUGAGGAAGUCCUGGAAGAGAUGAUUUUGGUCACCAAGGACGAGGUGACGCGAGUUCCGGGUUUGCCACCCAUGUACGACUAUGAGUUGCAUCCUCAGCAGCUCUUGUUUGGAGGUUUGAUGGGGGCGCUCAUGAUGUUGAUGCAGAAUGUUGUCGAGAACUGCGACGGUCUAAUCAUGGCGACGCCAGAACCAUACGAACCGGAGGGAAUUGACGUCAUACGACGUUGGUUCACAGAGACCUCCCGUGAUAUCUACCCCAUCGGUCCCAUGGUGCCUUUCGGGAAGAAGGCGAUGGAAGGAGAGAACAAGCAGUCUCAAGAUGCAGGCGACAUUGAACAGUUUCUCGAAUCCAUUUUGAAGUCUCAUGGUCCCAAGAGCGUUAUAUAUUUCGCGUUCGGAUCCGUUUGCUGGCCUGCAGAGCCUGAGAAGUUAUGGGCAUUCUUGGACGUGGUGAUGGAGCACAAAAUUCCAUUCAUUUUAAGCCAUGUUUCUCCAUUUGCAAACAUUCCAGACGCGGUGAAGGAGAAAGUGGCAGGCUAUGGUCUCGGCCGUCUGACGCCUUGGGCUCCUCAACAGGCCGUCCUUGCUCACGACGUCUGCUACUGGAUGGUUCGUUACCCAUGGCGGCCACAACAGCACCAUUGAAGCCAUAUGUUAUAGCGUACCUAUGAUCUUCUGGCCUUACACAGCGGAUGAACCUACCAACGCGGCUAGGCUAACCGAUGUGUUGGACGCGUCAUAUGAACUGCUUGAAGUUCGAAGUGGGGAACACGGCCUGAAGCCCCUGUACCGUACUGGAAAAGCGCCUACUGGAACUAUGGAGGCCGUGCGUGAAGAAGCUGCUGCUGUUCUGAGAAAGGCUUUCGGCGAAGAUGGGAAACGCAAGCGUGCCAACUUGGAGCAGCUUUCUCACAAGGUUGUGCAUACGUGGGACGAAGGUGGCUCUGCACGGCGCGAGAUGCAGAGGCUUGCUGAUUCUCUAAAGGUCGUGAAGUCCAAUCAGGCACCCUGAGCAUUGGAAGGGAAGUUCACAGUUACAUAGAUGGGCGAUUCACAUACAUUUGUUUCUGUGUUCCUGCUAGAUGGACGUAUUGUUACCGUUCGGUUCCCAGAUGCCUUGCUAAGACUAUAGCAGUAUUGAUAUUGAGACGUUGAAUAUAUAUUUGCCGUUCGAUCUCAACAGUAUCAGAAUUGGGAUUAGUCUAUGAACG
This is a messenger RNA of Somion occarium, 2479 nucleotides long. NCBI's taxonomy places the organism in Eukaryota, Fungi, Basidiomycota, Agaricomycetes, Polyporales, Cerrenaceae. The record is from the annotation of a GenBank genome assembly.